Biomphalaria glabrata is the source of this 1636-nucleotide messenger RNA. Its product is annotated as myomodulin neuropeptides-like. Lineage: Eukaryota; Metazoa; Mollusca; Gastropoda; Planorbidae. The transcript is spliced from 2 exons. The record is from RefSeq and is a predicted model, not a curated record. The coding region runs from base 385 to 1380 and encodes 331 amino acids.
UAAAAUAAGGCGGGAGAACUCGCAGCGUCGAAAUAGGCUGCAGGACCAGAAGCAAGAGCAGUAACUCUGUUAACAUUCCACUAUUCAAAAGAGUAACUUAAAUUUUUUUUAAAUUUUUCACGGCGUCAAGUUGUAAGCCAAAAAUUAAAACGAAACUACAAAUCUCCAAGUGAAACAAUAGAUACUAGUGAAGAAACGUAGAGGAAAUAAUAUAUACAGCUAAGUGAGCGCAGCGAAUAUUUAUAAGGAAUAAGUAACACAAGACAACAACAAUUUAUCUACCACAUACUUCAGGGGUCGAGAACUAUCACAUUUAAACUUCAGGAGGGAAGACAGCGGAAAAGCAGUUCCUGAAGUGAAUUUAAAUUUCAAUUGCGUCAAAUCAUGAAAGGGACAUUCUUUCUGUCUAUCGGUGUAGCAGUGACCUGUCUGCUGUCGUUGGGUCAAUCAGAGGAAGCCAAAGUACAAAGCGUCCACAGUGAUCAGACGAAUGACGCGGCUGACCACCCUAGAUUAAAAAGGGGUCUGGCAAUGUUGCGGCUGGGCAAACGAGACAGUGCGGACAUUGACAAUCUAGCCGAACUGUUGUACCAGAUGCGAGAGAGUGAAGAACUGGGCGCCGGCUCGGAAGGGGAAGACCCCGAGGAGGUAGAAGAACUUGAAGUGCCUGCUCAGCACCCACGCGUUAGACGAUCCGCACAGAGCCCAACGGAAAACCCUCACCACGAGGUCUUGGAAAACUCCUCGAACGUUGAAGAGUUUGUGGAACACGAGCCUCGGCUUGUGGACGAUUCCUACUUUUAUGUCUUCCCUGACGGCUCCGAAGAGCUAGAGCCAAGCGAAGGCGGGGAAGAUGCUGACAAUUUCGAUGAAUUGGAAAAGCGGUCGAUGAAAAUGCUCAGACUGGGUAGAAGCGCUACUGAUGAUGAUAUUUUCACCAACGAUAAAAGGCAACUCAAAAUGUUAAGGCUAGGCAAAAGAGGAGACGCCAGUUUCGACGAGGAAUUCGAUGAUGAAAUGGACAAAAGGUCACUCAAAAUGCUUCGUCUUGGCAAGCGUCCAAUGAAUAUGCUUCGUCUCGGAAAACGCCCAAUGAAUAUGCUUCGUCUUGGAAAACGUCCAAUGAAUAUGCUGCGUCUAGGAAAACGCCCAAUGAAUAUGCUGCGUCUCGGAAAACGCCCAAUGAACAUGCUCCGUCUUGGAAAACGCCCAAUGAGCAUGCUACGCCUAGGAAAACGCCCAAUGAAUAUGCUGCGUCUUGGAAAACGCCCAAUGAAUAUGCUGCGUCUCGGAAAACGCCCAGCUGAUUUGACAGAUGCUGCUGAGGACGAGAAAAGAUCCAUGAAAAUGUUGAGAUUAGGAAAGCGGUCCGCCCAUUAAUACAAUUAUUUUAAAAUAUAAAUAUGUUUUAAAAUCUCAUUUCAAGUUCCUUGUUUGUUUUUUCCUUUUCAACUUUCUUUGAGCGUCUUCAAGUCAUAUCUCUGCAACUUUAUAACAAAGGAAGAAUUCGACCCACUUUGUUUUAGGACAAUUUGCAUUAUGUAAAUUUAAGGUCAAUAACUCUUUUUUUUUCUCUUUUUUGUGAUAUAUAAUGAUAGAUUACAUUAAAAAUUAAAAAUAUUUAUUAUGUGAACAA